AUGGAUAACUCACGAGCAUCAUCUAGCACACCGAAUAUCUCACUUCCUUCUAAAAAUGCUGCAGUACCGGACACAGCUCCUUCUUCAUCUCCAGCUUUUGGGACGCCUCCGGCACGGCCAAUCCGAGUCGGCAAGCCAACCUCGCUUGCUGGUAAAGCAUCGAUACUGCCUAUUCUUCUGCCACCAUCUACUCUUCGACCUGUGGCCUUUCGGACUUUUACCAGAAAACACAACCUUACCAUCACAUCCAGCACACUUCAGCUUCUGGCCACUUUUAUUGGCAAAAAUUGCGGCUCAGGAUGGCGCGAAGAGGGCCUGGCCGAACGGGUAUUGGACGAGGUAGCAAAAAUGUGGAGGAAGAGUGGCGGCGGAGUCAUCGUAGAGGAAGGCAAUGGAGCUUCUAUUAAAUCAAUUCUGCAGGCAUUGGAGAGUAAUAUGGUCGGUGGCAGAAUUGUCGGGAAAGUUUCAGAUCGGGAAGAUGCCUCGGGGCGUUCACAAGGACAUGAUGCUUCGGAGAGCGGGGUCAGCGGAUUUACAGAGCGCAGCAGCAAAGAUCCUUUUGAAGACGACGAAGAGAAAAAUGACUCACAUUCGAAAGAUCCAAGAGGUUGGAUCACAAUUGUCAGCGCAUUUGAGCAACCACGCUUGGUAUACAACGCCAACAAGAAACACUUCGAAGCGUCAACAUCCAGUCCUUCAUUAUUUCCAGAUCCUUCCCAUCAGAUCGCCAUGUUAAGAGACCGAUAUAAUCUUGUCUAUCAGCGAUUAUUGCGCAAUGAAUCAUUCCAAGCGCCUAUUUUCGGCAGAUAUGACGAUUCCUCGGUAUUGCCAUCUUCAGCACGACAGUCCUACAAGUUAACUCCCAUCGCGAACUUAUUAGGAAGAAACGGCACAUCCCACUUAUUACUUGGUCUCCUCUCUAUCUCGCCUGCUGGAGAGCUAUCUCUUACAGACUUGACUGGGAGCGUUGUAUUGGACCUGACACAUGCCCAGUCAGUUCCCGAAAAUGGAGCAUGGUUUACACCGGGGAUGAUUGUCCUUGUGGAUGGUAUAUACGAAGAGGAGGAAAAUAUCAGAAGGUCGGCUCUAGGAGGCAAUGGCGGAGUUGGAGGGACAAUAGGUGGCAAAUUUGUAGGAAUCUCAAUCGCGGGUCCGCCAUGUGAAAGACGAGAGGUGACCCUUGGGAUGAGCAAUCCUCAGUCAAAUGGAGACGUCGGCGCAACCGGCGGAUUUGGCUGGGUUGACUUUCUUGGGGUUGGAAGCGAACGCGCUCAAGGCCCUCGUAUGAGAAGACUCGAGGCAAAAUAUCUAAGACAAGAGCAGCCCGAUAAGCAGAAAGCUGGUCGAAGAACUAUGGUCAUCAUGAGUGAGGUGAAUCUUGACAAUGUGAACACCUUUGAGGCGUUGAAAAAUGUUUUCAAAUCCUACAGUGACUUACCCUUGGAAGAGCUGCCUCUUGUUUUCUUCAUGAUUGGGAAUUUCGUUGAGAAUGCCAUGAUUGGUGAAGGCGGUCGUGGAAACAGCAUCGCGUAUAAAGAGUACUUUGACACACUCGCUCAUGUGCUAUCGGAGUUUCCUUCACUACUGCGACAUUCAACAUUCGUCUUUGUUCCAGGCGAUAACGAUCCCUGGGCGUCUACCUUCUCGGCCGGUGCUGCAACCGCCAUCCCACGCGAGGCUAUUCCAGAGCUGUUUACUUCGAGGGUGAAACGAGCAUUUUCAGUGGCUAAUAAUGAUGCAGAGAAGUCAUCCCCUAAGUCCGUUCCUGGUGAAGCUAUUUGGACAUCAAAUCCCUCGCGACUGUGUCUCUUCGGUCCGGUUCACGAGAUCGUCGUGUUUCGUGAUGACAUUUCUGGACGAUUGAGACGCAGUGCUGUGAAUUCGACUAAAGAGACAAGUGGAUUUGAUGUAAUAACAUCAGUCGAAGGGCAGGGUCGGCCUCAUGAAAACGCAUCAAGAGAUACUACAUUGGAUCAAGGCCUUGUCGAUGAAAAGCAAGUUCGUGCAGACUCUCGGGAGGGGAAUCAAGGGAAUGGAAGCAAUCCAUCGCAUACAAUACUUUCGGCCAGGAAAUUAGUGAAGACGAUCUUGGAUCAAGGCCAUAUGUCUCCUUUCCCGCUCAGCUCGAGACCGGUAUUGUGGGAUUAUGCUUCCUCUCUACAGCUAUACCCAUUGCCCACCGCGUUUAUACUUGCCGAUGCUGAGAUGCCACCGUUUGCGGUCACUUAUGAAGGCUGCCACGUGAUGAAUCCAGGGAGAUUACUGCCAGAGGCUCACAGAUAUAAGCGUGCCUCGUCGUGGCACUUCCUUCACUCGGUUCAGCUAUGCCCUCCUUUCCGAGGGUUCGGCAAUGCAGUGUCGAGCUCUGUUAAUUUUGGCGUAUCAGAUAUAUACCCCAGUCUGUAG
This is a messenger RNA of Rasamsonia emersonii CBS 393.64, 2406 nucleotides long. RefSeq names its product DNA-directed DNA polymerase. Gene Ontology annotation, molecular function: DNA binding. The record is from RefSeq and is a predicted model, not a curated record. The transcript is spliced from 4 exons. NCBI's taxonomy places the organism in Eukaryota, Fungi, Ascomycota, Eurotiomycetes, Eurotiales, Trichocomaceae. Bases 1 to 2406 code for a protein of 801 amino acids. Gene Ontology annotation, biological process: DNA-templated DNA replication; error-prone translesion synthesis. Gene Ontology annotation, cellular component: epsilon DNA polymerase complex.